Rodentolepis nana is the source of this 645-nucleotide messenger RNA. The record is from the annotation of a GenBank genome assembly. Lineage: Eukaryota; Metazoa; Platyhelminthes; Cestoda; Cyclophyllidea; Hymenolepididae.
AUGCUUCAAAUAUCUCGUUUGCUUUCUCGCAUCGUGACAGUGCCCAGGUCGUUGGAAUUUUCCCACCGAGGAAUAUCCUCGACCAAUUUAGCUGAUGACACAAUUUCUGAUAUCACUGCUGAUGUUGCUGAAGUGCGAUCCCCCAAAGUGCCAAAAGCACUGUCCAACCUGAAAAUCAAUGAAGGUGGAAACAUUAAUAGAGCCGAUAUUCUGGGCACUAUCACCGAACUAAAGUUAUUAGAUCGCUUAUCUCAACCCGAAAAGCAAUGGGCAACCCUCUUCGUUCGAACCCGAGUGCCAUUGCUUUCCACAUCCAUCGACAAUCAUGAACCACCAUCCAGCGAAAGCCAACAGUAUCCUGAAGCUGAAGAUCUAGGACAUGUGGGGGGUUCUAUUGGUUUUCAGAUGCGAACAUAUCACAACCGGGUUCACGUAUUCGAUCGUCGGCUUCUUCCACUUGUCAAGCGUCUGAAACCGGGAGAUCGAAUCUUUGUGACGGGGUUCUUGUCAUACUACAAACCGACUGGAACAUCUAGUUCACCAGAGGUCGCCAAAUUAAGGAAAAUCGGGGCGGUGGUCGCAGAAAGGCUUAUACUUUUGGGCUCAUCAUCGACUCAAGAAGAUUUAGAAGUUGAUGUAGACUAA